ACAUUUUUCUCCAACUGCAUUGUCUCCAUCAUGAAGCUGCUUACUCUGUCAUUCCUCCUUUGUGCCCUGCUGGCCCUCAGCCUUGCAGCUGAUGCAAAGAAUGAAUCUGGGACUGAAGAGGCUGUUUCUGAAGAACCCGAGAAUGAGGAAACUGCUCCAGAAGAAGAUGAAUCUGAGGAGGAGGAUGCAGCUCCAGAGGAAGAAGAAACUGAAAGUGAUGCAGACCAAUCAGAGAAAAGCCACGUGGUAAAGAGAGCGACAUCUUGCCCCAGAGGUUGGACAAAAUAUGGAUCUCGUUGUUACCUCUAUGUUGGAAUUAGUUACCCCUGGGCUCAGGCUGAGCGUUUCUGUAUCGCCCGUGGUGGAAACCUUGCAUCUGUACGAAGCUCAACUGAAUACAAUUGGCUAAGAAGCUAUAUUUACGGCAGGACUCGUUCAUACAAAAAUACUUGGAUCGGAGGUUCUGAUGCUCAGCAGGAGCGUUACUGGUUUUGGAGCGAUGGGACUCCUUUCAGGUAUCAAUCCUGGUGCAGGGGCAUGCCGAGGACAAGUUCUAGACACAGCUGCCUUGUCAUGAACUACUCAGCAUGCAGAUGCUGGAUGGACUAUCUAUGCAUUCAACGAUACCCAUUCGUCUGUGUCAGGAAGUAAACAUCAGAAGUGAAGACUUAUUACGUAGAAAAAAUCUGAUCAGUCUUAUUUUUCUUAACCUAUCUUCUGUUACUGCAUUGCUAAGUGUUUGAAGAGACAAGAUAAAGAAAGUCAGGUUGAUUGUCUCUGAGGUCAUGCACCAAAGAGCCAAAAAGGAAGAGUUCUGGAAAGAGUAUUUUAUGCAAAGCUUUUCUCUGCAGAGUAACUGUAUUUUCUCUUCUUUUACCUAUUAA
Molecule: messenger RNA, 884 nt
Organism: Cyprinodon variegatus (sheepshead minnow)
Lineage: Eukaryota; Metazoa; Chordata; Actinopteri; Cyprinodontiformes; Cyprinodontidae
Product: galactose-specific lectin nattectin-like
Exons: 9
Coding region: 31-651 (206 amino acids)
Molecular function (GO): signaling receptor activity
Source: RefSeq, a predicted model, not a curated record